Molecule: messenger RNA, 1206 nt
Organism: Frankliniella occidentalis (western flower thrips)
Lineage: Eukaryota; Metazoa; Arthropoda; Insecta; Thysanoptera; Thripidae
Product: acyl-CoA Delta-9 desaturase-like
Exons: 5
Coding region: 20-1189 (389 amino acids)
Biological process (GO): unsaturated fatty acid biosynthetic process
Cellular component (GO): endoplasmic reticulum membrane
Molecular function (GO): iron ion binding; stearoyl-CoA 9-desaturase activity
Source: RefSeq, a predicted model, not a curated record
CGGCGUUGCCUUCCUGUCGAUGUUGACAUUCCCUAUGCAAAAGGCCCCUCCACGAGGGUUCACAAUCAAGACUGCCCACAGUGAGGUGGUGUUCUUUCAGCCAAGCAGGUCAGCCAGGCUGCGGGAAAAGUCAAUUAUGGUCAUAGGACAGCAAGACGAGUUUAUUAAGAUAAUGCCAAUACGCGGCGAAAAAUAUGGCAAAAGGUUCUUCAAGACCGACAUUGUUUGGUUCAACGCGAUUGGAUUUUUUCUGCUCCACGCCCUAGCCCUCUACGGCAGUUACUUAUUUUUGCUGUUUCGGAUUAAUUGGCAAACAUGGCUGUUCUCUGUUUUUCUGGGCAUGUGUUCGUCGCAAGGUAUUCUUGCAGGUGCGCAUCGGUACUACGCACACAGAUCAUAUAAGGCUAAUCUACCAUUGAGAAUGCUAAUAGUAUUGUUUCAUACCGUCGCAACUCAGAACUGCAUGUGGGUGUGGGUGCGAGACCAUCGCCAGCAUCACAAGUUCUCAGACACAGACGCUGAUCCUCACAAUGCUUCGAGAGGAUUCUUCUUUUCUCACGUGGGGUGGCUCAUGAUGAAAAAGCAUCCUGAUGUCAUCGAAAAGGGUAAAACUAUCGACAUGUCUGACCUAGACAGCGAUCCUCUUAUUAUGUUUCAAAAAAAAUAUUAUUUCCCUCUUUUCUUCAUAUUUUCCCUCGCAAUACCGACUUUUGUCCCGGCGUACUUCUGGGGGGAAACGGUGUUAAACGCUUUUAUGGUCCCUUUCCUUCUACGCACCGUGGUGGUGCUGAACUUUACAUGGAUGGUAAACAGCUGGGCUCACGCCUUCGGGAACAAGCCGUAUGACAGGAACAUCCGCCCCGUGGAGACCAUGGUCGUGUCCAUCGUGGCGUUUGGCGAGGGAUGGCACAACUAUCACCACACCUUUCCGUGGGACUACAAGGCCUCAGAGUUCGGAGUGCGUUACAACCCUACAACAGCGUUCAUCAACUUCCUGGCAAAGAUUGGCUGGGCGUACGACCUAAAACAGGCGUCACCUUCUCUUGUCCGGGCGAGAGCUCUGCGAUCAGGCGACGGCACACACGGUGACAUAGUGAAAGCCAAUAACGAUUGUGAUACAAUUACCGAAUCAAUUAUCAGUAGCAUCAAAGAGCCUCUGUCAAAAGAUAACUGUUGCAUGACUGAAUAAAAGGAAGAGCCGAUAAA